UUUGCUAAUGGAUUAUUGUGCACGUUUCUUUCCUGUAUACAAUAUCACGACUCUAACAGUUUUAUACGGUUUGCAUUAACGGGAACUUUUCUCUCUUUUUUUUCUAUGGAAAUGUAUUUUAUUGAAUGUUACAUUGUGUUCACGGUUAUUGAUCGGCGUGAUUAAGUUGUCACGGGCUGUUUUUUUUUCUUUAAAGGAUCUCAGCUUUCAUACAAUAAUUUAUAUAUACGAUUUACCUUUUACGAAUAAAAUUUAUUUCGCGAGACGAUUCAAGUUUGUUUGGAUCGCAGCUGAUAACGAAAAUCGAUAGACUCAAAAUAUGACUAAAUAAUACAAAUACCUUCCAUAAUGUUGACCACUAAUGUAAUAUUGGUGUACCCGGAACGUACUGGGGAUGGACUUAUUUUGCGUAUUUCUAAUUUACUGUUGUUAGUGUAAGCUUGUUAUUCGUUGCGUUUGGAGAUUAAAAAAAUCACAAGACAGAAAUUGAGGAUAAAAUAUGCCAGGGACAUCGGAUAGUGUUAAAGUAGCUGUGAGGGUCCGACCCUUUAAUCAGAGAGAGAAGAAUGCAUCCUCGAAAUGUAUAUUGUCAAUGAAGGACAAAUCUACUACAAUAAAGAACCCGGAUACAGGCGAAACAAAGACAUUUGCAUAUGACCACUCCUACUGGUCACAUGACGGCUACACGGAGACACCUGGCGGCAUUUAUGAACAAGACUCACCUGAUAGCCAAUAUACCGAUCAGAAAUGUUUGUUUAGAGACCUUGGGCAAGGUGUACUAGACAACGCCUGGCAGGGCUAUAAUGCCGCCCUUUUUGCAUACGGACAAACGGGGUCAGGUAAAAGCUACUCUAUGAUUGGAUACGGACCAAAUAAAGGCAUCGUUCCAAUCACGUGUGAGGAAUUGUUCAAGGUCAUAGAGACUAAUAAAGAUGAGAAAAAACAGUUACGAGUAUUUUUCAGUAUGUUGGAGAUUUAUAAUGAACAAGUUCGAGAUCUCCUUUUGAAAGGCAAACCGCCUCACGGAGGCCUCAAGAUAAGACAGAAUCCAAAGUUAGGGUUCUAUGUUGAAGGGUUAAAGCAAGUACCGGUCAGAAGUUACAAGGAGAUAGAGAAAUUUGUCAUUAUUGGAGAAAGCGGACAAAGUAACACCCGUAGUAGUGAUAUAAAUCUAGUAGACUUGGCCGGUUCUGAAAGAGCUGAUUCCACUGGGGCAACAGGUGAUAGGUUAAAGGAAGGGUCCGCUAUCAACCAGAGUUUGUCAACACUCGGAAAUGUGAUAAGUGCCCUAGCUGAUGUAGCAAUGGGAAAGAAGAAAGUUUUAGUACCGUAUAGAGAUUCUGUCCUCACUAAACUGUUACAGUCUGCACUGGGAGGUAACAGUAGAACUAUUAUGAUUGCAGCCCUCAGUCCUGCUGAUAUAAAUUAUGAUGAAACAUUAUCAACAAUGCGAUAUGCGGACAGAGCAAAGAAAAUCCAGAAUAAGGCGAUAGUAAAUGAAAGUCCGACAGACCGUCUCAUACGAGAGUUGAAGGAAGAGAACGCUCGGCUGAUGGCAAUGCUGAAAAAACAUGGCACUGGCGACACAACAGAGAUUCAAAGCAUGUUGGCUGACAAUCAAAGAAAAAUGGUUGACAUGCAAAUGUCCUGGCAACAACGGCUGGAACAAGCAAAACAAGAAUGGGAAAAGUCUCACCAUCUAGAUGAAAGUAUGUUGGAUACAACAUGGAUGAAACAUCCUUACAUAACAAAUGUGAACGAGGAUCCACAACUUUCAGGAGUUAUCAAACAUUGUUUUUGUAACAAAAGUACAUUGGUUGGUAGGUCGGGGACAGAAGAUGCAAUACAAUUACGAGGGCUUGGAAUUGAGCCGGAGCAUGUUGAGGUGUUAACGGACGGUACUAAGGCGUUUAUUAGACCGUGCACGGCGACGGCUGCUGUCUACGUCAAUGGUAUCAAGGUGCACGAGCAAACACAACUUAACCAUCAGGACAGACUGAAGUUUGGUUCAGCUAGUAUGUUUCUAUAUAUCGGCUAUCCUGAUGAACGAAAGAACGGCAACUCACCGUUUGCAUACAACUAUGAUAAUUUCAUGCUAGAACUUGCCGAGCAUGCCGGCGCGUCUGUUGACAUAGCAACACCCCGAGAUACUCACCAUAUUGAUGACUUGUCCCAUAGAGUUCUCUUUCAGGACUUUGUCGAUCUUCUACCAAAACUUGCCGAGGCUAAUGCAAUAAGUGAGGAACUCAAACGUCAUACAAAGUUUGAAGCGGUUGUUCGAAGUGAAGCUAGUCAUGAUCCAAAGGGGACAGCAGCUGGAAAGGAAGUCAUCAUCAAAGUUACAAAUAACCAAACGAAAAAAGUUUGGGUAUGGUCCAUGAAUAAGUUUUAUAACCGUAAAGAUUUAAUGGACGAGUUAUAUUUGAAGUGGCUUGACGGUGAUAAUGUAAUUACAACGCGGGACAAAGACCCAUUUUGGGAUCCUGUGGAGGACAUAUUCCUUGGAAGUUGCCAUAUAAUGUUACAAAGUAUUGCUUACUGCGCUGAAGUAGAUGAACAUUUUACCAUUCAUAACUACCACGGAAAAGAGGAGGCUGUCGUGCAUGUGCAAUUGAUACCAUGUGAUGAUAAAGGACAUGCAUUAGAGGACGAUGUUGUAAUGGAACCAAAAGAUCUUCUUAACAAAACAUUAAAUUUCUCGUGUGUUGUGUCACAGUGUAUGAGUGUUAGAUGGAUUAAUGAAGAUCAUUUUCGCGGUGUUGAAUGCAGGUUUACUUUACCCUUCCAAAAACCUAACAAAACAAAAACAGUCUGGCACAAAGGUUAUGUGGAGUUUGACUUUAAACAACUUUACAAAUAUAAACCAGUUACAGACAAGUUACUGGACUAUCUUCAUAAUAACUCUAUGGUUUUAGAACUUUGGGGAAAACAAGUGAGUGAAGACGAGCAGUUACAUUCAAAUGGCAUGUUACAUGCAGAUACUGAAAAUGGAAACGUGUCGAAACAUCAUAAGGAAAAUUUAAAAGGGCAUUGGAUAGACCAUCGUGAUGAUGAAUUAAUGUAUAUGGAAGAUGAAGCUGAGAUGUUACGUGAAGAAUGUGAACAAAUUAAGAAGGAGAAUUUCAAACUAAAACAAACAUUGAUGAGAACAGAAGAAAAACUACGACUCAUUGAAAUGAGAGGUGGAAUGAAGCGUUCCGGUAGUAGAGACAGAAUCGCCUCCAGUAAAGCAGCGUCGUCUCAAACCGGUCUAGAUGUAGAUUUUGCUAAAGCAUUACGAGAUUUCUUUCAGGAAAUGAAAGAUAUACAAAAUGGUUUCAAAGACAUGCGAGAUUUUGUAUCUUCAACUAAAGACAAAAUGGGUGCUAAUGGAAUAAAACAAUCAUUCGAAAGGCACGAAAAUGCAAUAAAUACUGUAGAUAACAAAAUGACCGACUGUUUAGCUUCACUGAAGAAAAGUGCAGCCACUGCAUUGCGCAAAUCACGUUCAGAAAAAUGAUGACAUCUUUUGUGGUUUGGAACAUGUGAUAUAUUUAUUGUUCAACAUUGCGUUUUUUGAUAGGAUACAAAAUGAUGAAAUAUGUUGUCUUGUUGUUGACAUUUUGCAACAUCUCAAUCGUCAAUAAUUCAAGUAUUAUUAUAUAUGAAAAGGUAGAGAUAUUUCAACUGCUGUAAAUUGACAUCAAAUACAAGAAAAUAUAAUUAAAAGGUUGCACCUGUGAUAUAGGGUUUACAGAAUAUGUAUCUGGAUUUCCAUGAUGAGUAUAUACAAAAACUGGGCGGAUGAAGACAUUACAACAACACCUGAUCAUACUGAACUGCGUCGACACAGCUAAACAAUCUUGUUCAAUCAUAUUCAUGUACUGUAUGUCAUUAGUUUUUGACUUUUAGAUUUUAUGGGGGAGAAGGCAUUGCAAACGUUUCUGGUAUCUUAAUCGUAUAUUAUAUUCAUGAUCAAUAUUUAAGGAGUGUAAGCAUGGUGUUGUCUUCGAAGCAUGGUGUUGUCUUCGCCAAGUAAGGGGUCAAUUGUAUACGAGUUUGUUUGAUGUUUUCAUAAUAUAAUAUGUGUUUGAAAACUGCAAUACAUUGUAUGCUGAAUGCGAGUAUAUAUUUAUAAUAAAAACUUUAAGUGAAAGUAUUGAAAUUUAAAUAUAGAAAUAAUCAACGUACAUUUUGUAUUCAAAGUCAAACAAAUAAAUUAGUUCUAUGAAAUGGCAUUACAGUGUAUUACCUCUUUAUGUGAAUAGAAAAUACAAAAUGUUUAAUCAUU
Molecule: messenger RNA, 4270 nt
Organism: Ruditapes philippinarum (Manila clam)
Lineage: Eukaryota; Metazoa; Mollusca; Bivalvia; Venerida; Veneridae
Product: kinesin-like protein KIF28P
Exons: 23
Coding region: 500-3499 (999 amino acids)
Biological process (GO): microtubule-based movement; cytoskeleton-dependent intracellular transport
Cellular component (GO): kinesin complex; microtubule
Molecular function (GO): microtubule motor activity; microtubule binding; ATP hydrolysis activity
Source: RefSeq, a predicted model, not a curated record